This is a messenger RNA of Triticum turgidum subsp. durum (durum wheat), 597 nucleotides long. NCBI's taxonomy places the organism in Eukaryota, Viridiplantae, Streptophyta, Magnoliopsida, Poales, Poaceae. The record is from the annotation of a GenBank genome assembly.
AUGGGAGCGAAGCAUUCCUGCUUUUCCAACCACCGAGGCAGCCUCUCGCAGCAGCCACACCAGCCGGCGCCUGUCAGGGUCGUUGCCGCCGACGGAUCGCUGAAGGAGCUCCAUGCCAGCCCACGCGUCACCGUCUCCGACGUCCUCGGCGGCAGCGCCGCGUCCUUCUUCGUCUGCAACUCCGACGCGCUCUACUUCGAGAAGAGCCCCCCGGCGCUGGCAUCCGGGGAGGUACUACGGCCGGGGCACAUAUACUUCGUGCUCCCGGCGGCGUUGCUCGGGCGGCCGCUAUCCAGCGCCGACAUGGCCUCGCUUGCGGUGCGCGCGAGCUCGGCGAUCGCGGCCAAGAAGCCGCAGCGGAGGCGCUGGCGCCGCAGCGGCGGGAGGAAGAAGGUGCGCGUCAUGCCGGUGUGCGAGGAGGUGGAAGACGGCGAGGACGUUCUGCUCAACGAGAAGCUUAACGAGCGGACGCUCGGGGAGUUCGCGGUGUCGCCGAAGAGCCAAGAGAAGAUGGCCGCCGUGGCGGCGCGGUCGCGGCUGAAGGUGAAGCUGAUGCUGAAGCGCGCUCUGAGUAUCAUUCAAGAGGUUGCUGAGUGA